This is a messenger RNA of Grosmannia clavigera kw1407, 2289 nucleotides long. RefSeq names its product fungal specific transcription factor domain containing protein. Gene Ontology annotation, biological process: regulation of DNA-templated transcription; DNA-templated transcription. Lineage: Eukaryota; Fungi; Ascomycota; Sordariomycetes; Ophiostomatales; Ophiostomataceae. Gene Ontology annotation, molecular function: zinc ion binding; DNA-binding transcription factor activity, RNA polymerase II-specific; DNA binding. The transcript has 4 exons. Bases 1 to 2289 code for a protein of 762 amino acids. The record is from RefSeq and is a predicted model, not a curated record.
AUGGUGGAGCGACACAAGGAUUCGUCUGCUGUAGCCGGUGCCGCCCCGGUCCAGCGAGCCGCCAUUGCUUGCCGCAGCUGUCGGCAACGCAAGGUCAAGUGCGAUGCCCAGCCCGACCGGCCCGACCAAAGUUGUGGUCCGUGUCGACGCGCCGGCAAGGACUGUAUGCUCGACCCCAUGUCGGACGGAAGAAGAUCCGUCAACCGCAAGUGUGUGGACAGGCUGCAGCAGCGCAUCGAGAUGCUCGAAGCCCAGAGCCAGAGAGCGGCUGAUCGGGUCGGCUGGGACUCCGGCGAGGACAGCAUCCACCAUCAUCCCGUCCGUCCGGCUGCUGCAGAAUACACGGCCAUGCUGCUGUCACAGGGUCCGACGUACGUACACUCAGCGAAUGCAAACCCGGAUACGACCGCUUUGGCUGACAUCCCACCAAGAAGCACACAGUCCACAAACACAACCGACACGGUAUCACAGCCAUCGCUGCCUCCUCCUCCGGCCCGUGUCGAGCCAGCGCCAACCUCCUCCGUCAGCGGAAGCUCACCGGGGGCCAACAGCAGCAGCCAUGGGUCCCCGAGCUUCUACGGCGCCACGUCGCACCCCCACGUCGGCACGUCCAACGAGGAGGCACCAAUGCCAAUGCCGCUCUUUGAUGAGGCAGACGUGGCCGGCAUCGGCAUCGACCUCGACCCCAACUCGCCGCACCUGCGCGCCCAUCUAUUCCAGUCCUUCUUCCAGUACCAGACCCUCUGGGUCGACGUGGUGGACAAAGAGGCGUUUCUGGGCCAGCCGACAGCCGGUGGCGGCAUUGGCGGCGCCAACACCCAGUCCCGGUGGCGGUCUAGCUUCCUAGAGAAUGCCAUGCUGGCGUGCGGCACCCGGCUCAGCACGUCCAAGUCGGUACGCGCCCUAGGGCCCAAAUACUGUGAGUGGGCCAAGGGCGACGUUCUGCGGGCCAUGUCCGACCCGACCCCUGCGAGCUUGCAGGGCUUUCUGCUGUUGAGCGAGUACGAAGUCACGCAGGGCAACGAUCGGCCAGCCUGGAUGUACUGUGGCGUGGCCUGCCGGAUGUUGUCGGACCUGGGCCUGCACGAGCUGGCGAGCCUGGCAGACGGUGCGGGCGAGGAUGCCGAGGCGGAGCGGGAGGACGACCUGGCGUACGCGCUGCUGUCGGCCUGUGUGGUAUACGAGGGCGUCUGGACGUUGUAUCUGGGGCGGCCGAGCUCGAUCCCGCGGGCGGUGAUGAGCGUGGCGGCAGCGCGGUGUCGGCAGCGACGACGGGCGGACACGCCAUGGCUGAACGCAUGGGUAGGUCUCAGCGUGCCGAUGGCCGAGAUCACGCGGCUGCUCAACGAGCGCUGGUGCGUUGCCGGCGACCUGGACGGCGACCGGCUCGCGGCCCUCCGAAGACUCUCGCGCCAGGUAGACGACUGGUAUGAGGGUCUGCCACCAGAGCUGGCCUACGUCGAGGACCGGCUGAUCAACAUGCACCUGGCCGGCUACGGGCUGCAUGCACAGUACUGCAAGGUCCAGAUCUUGGUGCGGCAGGCGCUGGCUCAACGGCAGCAGCCGUUCACGACGACAACGACAACAACGAGCACGGCAGCAAGCACGAUGAAUCCCCGGAAGCGACCACACGCCCAGAUGGAGGAGGGCGGUGUAGGAGCGGCAACAGCCGGCCCGGACGACGCUUCCGAGGCCGUGGCCUACCAGUUUGCCCUCCGCAUCGCCCGGCUGGUCGUGACGUAUCGCGAGGCCUUUGGCAUGGAGCAGAUCCCGUCCAUCAUGCUGGACAACUCGGUCGUCGCGGCCACGGCCAUGAUCCGACACCACAAUGGCAGCAGCAGCAGCAGCUCGACCGAAGGCGCCGGCGAGCUCGUCUGGCUGCGACAGCUCAUCAAGAGCAUGGAGUCGGUGCAGCCACACUUUCCCAUCAUCGCGCGCAUGCUCGACUCGCUCAAGCAGAUCUGUGGCAGCGGCCCACUCCUCCAACUGCUGCCGGCUGCCCGUCGGGGCUCGAGCGAGUCCCGGGCGCUCGACUCGCUCGACUUUGGCGCCAUGAACAGCAGACAGAACAAGAACGGCAGCAUCAGCAACUACUACGGUGGCGGCAGAAUCGACAGUACGAAUGACAGCUCCAUCGGCCUCGGAGGCGGUUCUGAUCUCAUGUGGGACUGCUUUGAUGCCGUCAUUACGCCGAGCAUCUUCCAGUCGGGUGCCUUUGUCGACUCUGACCUCGACCUCCCUCCGCCAUCCGAGGCUCUGAGCUCAGCCCUCGCCCAGGUGGUGUCGUAG